CUGUUCAGUUAGCAAAACGAUAUGAAGCAUGACCACGGAAUUAAACAAAGAGUUUUCGUCAUCAACAAUGACCGUUCUCGCUAACGCUCCCGCUUGCAUUUACCCACACACACACACAUACAAACACCUAAAAGCACAAUCAGCAAUAUCCGAGCUCAGCUCACCCAGAGAACUUCUUGUAUGUUCCCUGGCUCAACUAUGCUAAGCCGAGCUGAGCAGGGCAGCUAGCAGACAACGCUUUACGAUUUCGCCGCUAAGUAGAACCGUUAAUGAUCGUUAAGCACCGUCGACGAUGGACGCAAACUGCGUUGCUGCGUUGCAACAGACCACAAUUUCAUAAAACGUCGACGCGCCGCCGUCAGAGUGGGCGACUGCGGUUGAACGGCGGCUUGCUCCGCUAUGGCGCUCAGCUAGGCCGCGCAAACGGUCGCCAACUUGGACACAAAGCGGUCGCUUUGAAACGCGCUCGCUGUGAAAUAUUAAACAAGCAACGCACUAGCAGUUAACUGCUAUGCAAAUGCAAUCGAGGGUGCUGCAAUUGGACUAGUGAAUUAAUAAAAACGAUUAGCAGACAUAAAAUGUCACAAAAAUAUAAGUUAUAAUUCGUUGUAGCGCGAAGAGUGCAAUGUGCAAUACAAAUAUUUAAAAUCAACAUAGAAAUAAAUUCAGAUAAAGUAUAAAUUAAAACAAAUACAUAACAAGAAAUCGGUAAUCGGUGAAUGAUUUUAUGUCAUACUUUCAAUGUCAGAUCAUUAGAAGAGACCACAGCAAAGUUGCGCGCGUGUUUGAAUAGCAUUCGGCCCUUGCGGGCGGAUAUCACAUACUAAAAAAUAUUUGUAUUCAUAUGUAACCGAUUAUCUUUUGUAUUGGCUUUGUAAGCGCUUAUAUACAUGCAUAAAUAAAUAAUUAAUUUAUCAGCGUUGAUGCAGUUCAGUUGUAAUGGUGAUAACACAAACGAAAUUUACAGUGAAAAAUUUGUAAGCGCAUUUGUACUAGUAGUAGUUUGUUGGUACUGAAAAUAUACAUAUGUAUAUGGGAGCUCCAUAUGCUUGUUUCUACGCAUUGCAGGCAUAUUUCUAUCCAAGUGUGGUUACUUACACUGAUUAUACACGUAUGUGCAUUGUGGUUAAUUGAUUAUUGCGAAAUGCGGGUUAAAUAAAAAUUCUUUUAUAUAAAAGAAACUAUAUGUAAAGAUAAAUCUGGCCGCCAAUUUUUAAAAAUUGUCGUAGAGCAGUAGAGAAGGGAGCAAGCGAGUAAAUGCACUUCCAUUAAAUUUUUAUAUACAUAUAUUUCAACUGAAGCGGUGAAAAAACAAAGGAAUUUUGUGAAACAAAUUGAAAAUAAAUAAAAUUCUUUGGAGAUAACAAAAAUGCAUUGCCAACGAAGCGUAAUCCUCGUGGCGUUAGUCAUACUAUGUCUCAGCGGUGCGAUGUGGAGCUGUGUCAAUGCUUAUCAGGUGGGAGUGGGACGUGCUGAUUGUACGGGACCACCGGUGGAAAUACAUUUCAUGGGUUUCGCCAACCUUAAACAAGUGGGACGCGGUCUGCACUUGCGUCAAUUCGCGCGCGCCUUCGUCGUCGAGGAUGAAAACCACAAGCGCGUCGCCUUUGUCUCCGUGGACGCGGGCAUGAUGGGUUACGGCGUCAAGCGCGAGGUGGUAAAGCGUUUACAAGCGCGCUAUGGCGAUAUAUACACGACGGAUAAUGUGGUUAUCAGCGGCACGCAUACUCACAGCGGACCCGGUGGCUUUCUCAUGCAUUUAUUGUACGAUAUAUCGAUUUUGGGUUUUGUGCCGCAGACUUUCGAAGCUCUUGUACAGGGUUGUUACUUAAGUAUCAAGCGUGCCACCGACAAUAUGGUCGAAGGUAGGAUCUUUCUAUCACGAACCACUAUCCUAAAUGUGAACAUUAAUCGAUCACCAACCUCUUAUUUGCGUAAUCCCGUGGAGGAACGUGCGCAAUAUGAACACGAUGUGGAUAAGGUGCUGACGCAAUUGCGUUUCGUCGAUUCGGAGAAUACUUUAUUGGGUGCCUUUAAUUGGUACGCGGUACAUCCGACAUCAAUGAAUAAUACGAACAAAUUGGUGACUUCUGACAAUAUGGGUUAUGCUUCACUGCUUUUGGAGAAGGAGUACAAUACGAAUAAAGUGCCCGGAAAAGGUAAAUUUGUUGGCGCAUUCUGUUCAUCGAAUUUGGGCGAUGUGUCACCAAAUAUUAUGGGUCCGAAAUGUUCGAUUAGUGGAAAUGAUUGUGAUCUACUUACUUCAAAAUGUCCGCAAAAAGAAGGCGAAUGUUUUGCGUCUGGUCCAGGACGCAAUAUGUUUGAAAGCACUGAAAUUAUAGCAAGUCGCUUAGCUGAUGGUGCUUUGCGCUUACUAAACGAUAACAGUCAAGAGACGACAAGCCGCGAAAUUGUAGGCGAGUUGUCCUAUAUUCACCAAUUCGUCGAUAUGCCUAAUUACAAUGGCUCCACAUAUAACCCACUACAAAGAAAACUGGACAAGAUACGUGGUUGCCUGCCCGCCAUGGGUUACAGUUUUGCUGCUGGAACCACGGAUGGACCGGGCGCGUUUAGUUUUGAACAGGGAACCAUUACCGGCAAUGCAAUGUGGAAUGCUGUGCGCGAUUUCAUAGUACCGCCAACACAAGAAGACAUUAGCUGUCAUUCACCAAAGCCUAUAUUGCUGGCAACUGGAAGGGCGACAUUCCCCUACGAGUGGCAACCGAAAAUUGUGUCUACGCAGCUGUUGAAGAUCGGGGAUCUGAUAUUUGCCGCUGUGCCUGGCGAAUUCACCACAAUGGCUGGACGUCGUUUGCGUAAUAAGAUUAGCGCCGUGGCUGUGGCAACUGGUGGCAAAGAUACAGAAGUCAUUAUCGCAGGUUUAUCGAACAUUUAUACUAGCUAUAUCACAACACCGGAGGAAUAUCAAGCUCAAAGAUAUGAGGCAGCUUCGACAAUUUUUGGUCCCAACACGCAUACCAUCUAUAUGGACGUAUUCGAGCAAUUGACCAAAGCAAUGAUACGUGGCGAGCGCCUGAUACCUGGACCCGCACCACCAUACAUGAACGAUCGCAUGCUGUCGAUGAACACUGGCGUUAUUUUCGAUGGUCAUCCGAUCGGCAAGGAUUUUGGUUUCGUUAAGCUGCAGCCCAAAAAGAUUUACCAGAUCAAUGAGACUGUGGUAGUCACCUUUAUUGCGGGUAAUCCGCGUAAUAAUCUAUUUCAUGAGAAAACAUACUUUGCGGUAGAGCGUAAGAUCAACGAAGAACGUUGGAAAGUCGCCUACACAGAUGCCAGUUGGGAAACGAAAUUCAUUUGGGAGCGCGUUCAUCUGAUACUCGGCUUUAGCGACAUUCACAUUCAUUGGACCAUCGGCACCAACACUCUGCCCGGCGAAUACCGCAUUCGGCAUUUCGGCAAUUACAAAUAUAUUUUAGGUGGCAUUUUCCCAUAUGAAGGCAUUUCCAAUUCAUUCUUGGUGACGGAAGACUAAUCGCUGCUUUAUAUGUAUGCACACGUAGAAGACGACGAUUGGAUUACUAGUCAGAGACUGCGCUCAUCAGGUUUUACUGUUUCUCAACUACAUAUAUAGUACAUAUGUAAGGCACAUUCAUUUUAAUAUGUACAAUCUGUGUGGUACAGUGCCAUAAAAAUGAUACAUAUACACAUAUUUAUUUGUUUAUUAUUGUUAGUUGUGUAUAUAUAACGGAAAUGUAAGAAUAAAUCUAGAAACGACUGUUGUACUAAUAUGUAA
Messenger RNA from Bactrocera oleae (olive fruit fly), 3754 nucleotides. NCBI's taxonomy places the organism in Eukaryota, Metazoa, Arthropoda, Insecta, Diptera, Tephritidae. The record is from RefSeq and is a predicted model, not a curated record.